Molecule: messenger RNA, 3489 nt
Organism: Melanaphis sacchari
Lineage: Eukaryota; Metazoa; Arthropoda; Insecta; Hemiptera; Aphididae
Gene: Top1
Product: DNA topoisomerase I, mitochondrial
Exons: 3
Coding region: 792-3038 (748 amino acids)
Biological process (GO): DNA replication; DNA topological change; chromosome segregation
Cellular component (GO): chromosome; nucleolus
Molecular function (GO): DNA topoisomerase type I (single strand cut, ATP-independent) activity; DNA binding
Source: RefSeq, a predicted model, not a curated record
UGUGGACCGUCUCUAUGACUCGUAUGUCGCCACCGACCGACGCCGCCGUCAUCGUGUAGUCUCGCGUACUUGUGACUUGUGUGUAUCGUGUACGUGAAUUUCGUGUAAGUCCGAAUCGUCCACGACACGCACACACACACACACACACACACACACUAGUAUACUACAUCCACAUACACUCAGACGUUACACCGCUACGAUUCGACUCUGAUUUAUUUUUCUCGCUUACGGCGUUUCCGGCCGGUUGUAUAGUUUCUUUUUCAGUGUGUCCGGCGGUCCGUCGUCGCGUUUUAACCGAAUUCGUAACCAUCCGACGAUCAUUGUCGUCAUUAUUAUGCGUUCGGCUUUUAUCCGACAAAACCUACAGGAUCGUGACGCAUGACUACAGCCGGCGGACGUCGUUCUGCUAGAAAACCGACCAACCACUACCACCAUCACUAGCUCGUCGAUUUAUCGUCAUUUUUCAGUUUACACGUCUUAAUACCUUUAUUUCAUACAUAUCGUUAAUUUUGCCACCUCUGCUACAACUACUAUCACGACUUCGUUGGGCUACUUACUAUUGUCAGUUUACCAUUAUUAUAGAGUACUACAUAUUGUAAGAUUAUCGUUACUGUCACAGAAACUAGAAUCUAUGUACAUUUUUCUUAUUGGAACUACGGUUUAGUCGCUGAUCAUCACCUAAUCACUUUGUAAUAUAUAUUACUACUUCAUACCUACAGCGGCAGCAUUCUACCUACAACGCGGCGUCAGUUGCAGAUCUACCUCGUUUUGUCGUCCACGUGAACAGAAUAAUGGCCGAAGAUCGAGAGUCCAGUGAUCGAAAACAUGAAAAAUCAAAGAAGCGCGAUAGGGAACAUGAAAAAAAUGGUGUUAAAAAAGAAAUUAAGCGAGAAUACAAAGAUGAGCCCUAUGAUUCAGGUUAUCAUUCCCAGAUUAAAAGAGAUUACAAAUUAAACCAUAGUAUUAAGGAAGAAAAUUUUUCUGAUGAUGAUGGUGACUUUAAUAUGUCCAGUCAUAAGAGGAAACAAAGUGAUGAUGAUUUUUCUAUAAAGGAAGAAAUACAAUCUGAUGAUGACAUACCUUUAUCAAAUAGAAAACGUAAACAUUCUGGCAGUAGUGAAGAUGACGUCCCUCUGAGCGCUCGAACAAAGCAUAUUAAAAAAGAACAUAACAGCAGUCAUAAAAAACAUAAAAAAGAUAAAGAACAUAAGAGUAAGCACAAAGAAAAAGAUAGAAAUCAUUCAUCUAAAGAUUCUAAGCAUAAAGUAAAAAAAGAAAAUAAUACAUCUCAAAAAGAAAGUCCUGUUAAAGGUACCCCUAAAAAAAAAAAAGAAGAAGAACCACAAGAAGUAUGGAAGUGGUGGGAAGAAGAAAAAAAAGAUGAUGGUGUUAAAUGGAAGUUUUUAGAACAUAAAGGACCAGUUUUUGCUCCCGCAUAUGAACCUUUACCGAGCAAUGUUAAAUUUUAUUAUAAUGGUAAACAUGUAGUUCUUUCAGAAUUGGCUGAAGAAGUAGCAACAUUUUAUGCCAAAAUGCUUGACCACGAUUAUACAACUAAAGAAAUUUUUAAUAAGAACUUUUUCAAAGACUGGCGCAAAACUAUGACACCAAAAGAAAAGGAGUUAAUAACUGAUCUCUCAUUAUGUAACUUUAAAGAGAUGAGUGUAUAUUUUACUAAAAAGUCAGAAGAACGUAAAGCUAUGAGUAAAGAAGAAAAAAAGAAAAUAAAAGAAGAAAAUGAAGCUUUGCAAAAAGAGUAUGGGUUUUGUACUAUUGAUGGUCACAAAGAAAAGAUAGGUAAUUUCAAAAUUGAACCACCUGGUUUAUUUAGAGGACGAGGUGAACAUCCUAAAAUGGGUAUGUUGAAAAAACGGGUAGUACCUGAGGAUGUCCUAAUUAAUUGUAGCAAAGAUUCUAAUAUACCAAAACCUCCACCUGGUCACAAAUGGAAAGAAGUGAGACAUGAUUUUGGUGUUACAUGGCUUGCUAGCUGGAUAGAAAACGUUCAAGGGCAAGUUAAAUAUGUUAUGUUAAAUCCAUCUUCUAAACUUAAAGGGGAGAAGGAUUGGCAAAAGUAUGAAACUGCUAGAAGAUUGGCAAAAUCUAUUGAUAAGAUAAGAGAAAAUUAUAUUAACGAUUGGAAAUCUCGUGAAAUGCAUGUUAGACAAAGAUCAGUUGCUUUGUAUUUCAUUGAUAAAUUAGCAUUGAGAGCAGGAAAUGAAAAAGAUGAAGAUCAAGCUGAUACUGUAGGCUGUUGUUCUUUACGUGUAGAACACAUACAAUUACAUGAAGAAUUUAAUAACCAAGAAUAUGUAGUUGUGUUUGAUUUCCUUGGUAAAGAUUCUAUAAGAUAUUACAAUGAAGUACCUGUAGAAAAAAGAGUUUUCAAAAACUUGAAAAUAUUUAUGGAAAAUAAAAAAGGUAGUGAUGAUUUAUUUGAUCGUUUGAACACAUCAAUAUUGAAUCAACAUUUGCAUGAACUUAUGGAUGGACUUACUGCGAAAGUUUUUCGUACAUUCAAUGCUUCAUGGACACUUCAACAACAACUAGAAAAAUUAACUGAUCCAAAUGUGUCAGUAGCAGAGAAAAUCUUACAAUAUAAUCGAGCUAAUCGUGCAGUUGCUAUUUUGUGUAACCAUCAACGCGCUGUACCAAAAACACACGAAAAGUCAAUGGGAAACCUGAAGGAAAAAAUUCAAGCAAAAAGAGCGGCAGUAAAAGAAGCUAAAGAUCAAUAUAAACAAGCCAAACGAGAUGUGAAAGACGGAAGUGUGCAUUCCAAGACCCAGUUAGAAAAGAGAAAAAAAGCUUUAGAACGAUUAAAAGAACAAUUGACUAAAUUAGAAGUUCAAGAAACUGACAAGGAAGAAAACAAGACAAUUGCUUUGGGUACGUCUAAAUUAAAUUAUUUGGAUCCGCGUAUAUCAGUAGCUUGGUGCAAAAAGUACAACGUUCCUAUUGAGAAGAUAUACAAUAAAACACAAAGAGACAAGUUUAGAUGGGCCAUUGACAUGGCUGGACCAGAUUACAUAUUUUAAAUUUGAAUGAUUCAAAAUAAUCCAAAUUCAAUAUCAUCGAUUUAAAACCAAUUUUAUAUUGUUAAUCCUCUUUUUUUUUUUUACUUAAUUUACCUGGUGGAACAGUGUUUUUACAAUAACUAUUGGUACAAAUCGGUUUUUAUUCAUGGUAUCAUCAUUGAAAAUUGAUUUUUGUGAAACAUUAAAAAUGUAAUAAAAAAACCUUUAUAUUGUAUUCUUUUUUACAAUUAUCCAUAGAUUUUUUCCUUUUGUAUUGUAGUAUCUGUCUUAGAACCAAAAUAUAUAAGUUUGUAAGCAUGUUUAUUGUAUGCUAGACCUUAAUUUUUUUUUUUACUUUAUACUACUGAUUGUAAAUUGUGAUAAUGCUCUCGUAAUAUGAUUAAUAGUAUUUUGUAUAAAAUAGAAAACAAAUUAAAACUUAUUUUGAUGUAUUUUCAAGUAAUAAUGACUU